GCUCACUCAUUCGCACACACACCCAGCAGGGCCAGAAGGCAGCAGCAGCCGCACAAGCAGGACUGCCCCAGCCCCAUGCAAAUCAGCCCCGGGAGGGCAGCCGGGUUCCUCCCCGCUCCUCCCAGGCAAUGCUCCUGAGCAGGCCCUGUGGAAGAUGCCAGUCGCCAGGGCGGUGCGUGACACUUCUUGUCUUGGCCCUGCUGAGCGAUGCCGCUGGCCUAGUCCUUCUGCUGGUAGGGAUCUUCGCCACGUUGAACUACUGGGACUUCUUGGUCUACACAGGGUCCCUGAUCCUGGCUCUCAGCCUGCUAUUCUGGCUUGCCUGGUACACCUUCAACAUCUAUGUGCCUCUCGAGGAACUGGACUUGUAGCCUGGCCUAUACAGACGCCUAUAAGCCUGGAACCAGUGGGCAGCAGCCAGCUCCCACCCAGAAUGCCACUCCAGGACCAGCACAGGUUCUGUCUGAUGGAGAAUUGUCAGAUCAAGAAGAUGCCUCCCUUACGCAGCUCAACCUUCCAGUGUCCAGAUGGGCUCGGGGCCCAGGAAUGGCUGUCAAUGCCAGGGCUUCUGGAAGGUUCCAGGCUCGGCCACUGCUGUUGCUGCCACAGCCCCCGUGAGCCACGGAGGGGCUGAGAAGCCGUCAGCUUCUCUCAGUGGGACUUAGACGCCAACAGACAGACCCAUGCUCUGCUGCUUCCUUUCCUUAUGAAACAAACCGGGAAUUGGAACCAAACACAAAAGCCCAAACGACGUCUUCCUGUAGUGGAUCCUGAGUCUGGUUGCUAUUUCCCUGCAGUUCUGUGUGAUCCCCUGGAGGCCUUCACCUCUUCAUGUCUCCAGACUGCCCAGCUGGCACAGGGCAGGAGAGCCC
Ochotona princeps (American pika) is the source of this 872-nucleotide messenger RNA. It is a transcript of the gene TMEM238L, whose product is annotated as transmembrane protein 238 like. NCBI's taxonomy places the organism in Eukaryota, Metazoa, Chordata, Mammalia, Lagomorpha, Ochotonidae. The record is from RefSeq and is a predicted model, not a curated record. The transcript has 2 exons. Bases 129 to 371 code for a protein of 80 amino acids.